Microthlaspi erraticum is the source of this 2820-nucleotide messenger RNA. NCBI's taxonomy places the organism in Eukaryota, Viridiplantae, Streptophyta, Magnoliopsida, Brassicales, Brassicaceae. The record is from the annotation of a GenBank genome assembly.
AUGGAGCAGCUGAAGACGAUUGGAAGAGAGCUGGCGAUGGGAUCGCAAGGAGGGUUUGGUCAGUCGAAAGAGUUUCUCGAUCUGGUCAAAUCAAUCGGCGAGGCACGAUCUAAGGCUGAGGAAGAUCGGAUCGUGCUCAGCGAGAUCGACAUACUGAAACGGAGGUUGCUGGAGCCAGAUGUGCCCAAGAGGAAGAUGAAAGAGUACAUUAUACGGCUCGUUUACAUUGAGAUGCUCGGCCACGACGCUUCCUUUGGCUACAUUCACGCCGUGAAGAUGACGCAUGAUGAUAAUCUGCUCCUCAAGCGUACCGGUUACCUAGCAGUCACGCUCUUUCUCAACGAGGAUCACGACCUCAUUAUCCUCAUCGUUAACACGAUCCAGAAAGAUCUCAGAUCCGAUAACUAUCUCGUUGUUUGUGCUGCACUUAAUGCAAUCUGUAGGCUGAUCAACGAGGAGACGAUUCCGGCGGUUUUGCCUCAGGUGGUGGACUUGCUUAAUCACCAGAAGGAAGCUGUGAGGAAGAAAGCGAUCAUGGCUCUGCAUAGAUUUCACCGGAAGUCUCCUUCUUCGGUCUCACAUUUGGUCUCCAAUUUCAGAAAGAGGUUAUGCGAUAACGAUCCGGGAGUUAUGGGUGCUACGCUUUGCCCACUGUUUGAUCUCAUAAGUGAAGAUGUUACUUCCUACAAGGAUUUGGUCAGCAGCUUCGUCAGCAUUCUCAAGCAGGUCACUGAAAGAAGAUUGCCAAAGAGUUACGAUUACCAUUCAAUGCCUGCACCCUUCAUCCAGAUCAAGUUGCUGAAGAUAAUGGCGCUGCUGGGUAGUGGUGAUAAGAGUGCGAGUGAAAUGAUGUACAUGGUUCUUGGAGACUUGUUCAGAAAGUGCGAUUCCUCUACAAAUAUAGGAAAUGCGAUCCUUUAUGAGUGUAUUCGCUGUAUUUCUUGUAUACUUCCAAAUCCCAAGCUGUUAGAAGCUGCUGCUGAAGCUAUCUCCAAGUUUCUGAAGAGUGAUAGUCACAAUCUAAAGUACAUGGGGAUUGAUGGUCUUGGUCGAUUGAUAAAAAUAAGCCCAGACAUUGCUGAGCAGCACCAACUUGCUGUGAUAGAUUGUUUGGAGGAUCCAGAUGAUACACUAAAGAGGAAGACAUUUGAAUUGUUGUAUAAAAUGACCAAGUCCUCUAAUGUAGAAGUGAUUGUCGACCGAAUGAUCGAUUACAUGAUUAGUAUCAAUGAUAAUCAUUACAAAACUGAGAUAGCAUCUCGUUGUGUUGAGUUGGCAGAACAAUUCGCUCCAAGUAAUCAAUGGUUCAUACAGAUCAUGAAUAAAGUCUUCGAGCAUGCAGGAGAUUUGGUAAAUAUUAAAGUGGCUCAUAACUUGAUGCGUUUGAUUGCUGAAGGAUUUGGAGAGGAUGAUGACGAUGCAGACAGCAAGCUUAGACUAUCAGCUGUAGAAUCAUACUUGAAGAUCAUUAGCGAGCCAAAGCUUCCAUCCCUGUUUCUUCAGGUCAUUUCUUGGGUCUUGGGAGAAUACGGUACAGCGGAUGGGAAGUAUUCUGCUUCCUAUAUUAGCGGAAAGCUGUGCGAUGUGGCAGACGCAUACUCAAGUGAUGAAACUGUUAAGGGUUAUGCUGUUUCUGCACUGAUGAAGAUCUAUGCAUUUGAAAUUGCAUCUGGAAGAAAGGUCGAUGUAUUGCCAGAGUGCCAAUCUUUGAUUGAAGAGCUACUGGCUUCACAUUCAACAGAUCUUCAGCAACGUGCAUAUGAGCUUCAGGCUCUCAUUGCUCUAGAUGCCCGUGCUGUCGAGAGUAUAAUACCUUUAGAUGCUAGUUGCGAAGACAUCGAGGUUGAUAAGGAUCUUUCAUUCCUCAAUGGCUACAUCCAACAAGCUAUCGAGAGUGGAGCACAACCUUAUAUUUCUGAGAGGGAACGCUCAGGGAUGUUUGAAACCACUGAUUACCAUUCUAAUGAUCAUCACGAAGUUACAUCUCAUGCUCUCCGAUUCGAAGCCUAUGAACUUCCAAAGCCAUCAGGGCCACCAGAAGCUUCGACCGAGCUUGUUCCAGUAACCGAGCCUUCUUACUACACCGAGUCCCACCAGCCAAUCUCAACAUCUCUGGCGUCUGAACGAGAAUCGUCAGAAAUCAAGCUGCGACUAGAUGGAGUUAAGCAAAAAUGGGGUAGGCCGAGCUAUCAACCGACCACAUCAGCUUCUUCUACUCCUCAGCAAGCAGCAAACGGUACCACUACACACUCAGAUGGAGGAGGAGUUGGUUCAUCUAGCUCAAAGCCUCGAAGCAGUUACGAAUCAAAGAAACCGGAAGUUGACCCCGAGAAACAGAGACUCGCUGCAUCCUUGUUCGGUGGAUCAUCAUCAUCAAGGACUGAUAGAAAGUCAUCUUCUGGUGGUCACAAGCCAGCAAAAGGAACAGCUAACAAACCAGCAACCAUCCCCAAGGACCCUGUUCAGCCACCACCACCAGACUUGCUCGACUUCGGCGAGCCAACUGCUACAACCGUUGCAGCGACGGAUCCUUUUAAAGAGUUGGAAGGGCUUCUAGAUUCUUCGAGCCAAGACGGUGGUGCAACAGAUGUGAUGGGACUAUACUCGGAUGCAGCACCUGUGAUUACAACCACAACAAGCGUUGACUCUCUCUUAUCUGAACUCUCUGAUAGCUCCAAAGGAAACUCACGCACGUAUCAGUCUCAAACCUCGAAAGGACCAAACUCGAAGGAAGCUCUAGAGAAAGACGCUCUUGUUAGACAGAUGGGUGUAAACCCAACAAGUCAGAACCCUACUCUGUUCAAAGAUCUCCUCGGCUAG